Messenger RNA from Siniperca chuatsi (mandarin fish), 2077 nucleotides. Its product is annotated as SAP domain containing ribonucleoprotein. The record is from RefSeq and is a predicted model, not a curated record. The transcript is spliced from 11 exons. Gene Ontology annotation, cellular component: nucleus. Bases 119 to 751 code for a protein of 210 amino acids. Lineage: Eukaryota; Metazoa; Chordata; Actinopteri; Centrarchiformes; Sinipercidae. Gene Ontology annotation, biological process: poly(A)+ mRNA export from nucleus.
CUGCAGUUCGUCAGCCUGUCCAGCAGGCGGCUCUGUGAAAUAACAGCGUCAUAGCGGAGGCGUUCAGACGUAGAGCCGCUCAGUUUGAUUGGAGGAAGUAAUACAUCAACAAAGAAAGAUGGCCGAAGUGAUAGAAUUGCAGAAACUGAAGCUUGCUGAACUGAGGCAGGAGUGUGAGGCCCGAGGUCUGGACACCAAGGGAAACAAAGGAGAACUCAUUGCCCGACUGCAAGCCUAUCUGGAGGAGCACGAGGAAGAUGUGGACGUAGACGAUGUGCUGGCAGAGGAUACAGAGGACUUCACUAAAGUUGAGAGUGCCAACGAUGUAAAAGUCGACAAGGUUUCAGAGUCUACUGAGUGCGAGACACCUACUGAAAAGAAGGUGGUGAAAAUAACUCCUCCAUCAUCUGCCAGUGAAAGACUACAGAAGAGAGCUGAACGUUUCAACUUGCCUGCAUCAGCUGAAAGCAAAAAGGCCAUACGUGCAGCAAGGUUUGGCUCAUCCACCGAGGCUUCCACUCCCUCUCCAGGUCUCGUCGCAAACAGCAAAGCUCCUGUGAACGUCGAUCAGCUGAAGAAGAGAGCAGAAAGAUUUGGAAUGAACGUUUCAUCUGUUUCACAAAAGAUUGAAGAGGAUGAAAAGCUGAAAAAGAGGAAGGAGAGGUUCGGGGCCUUAACAAGUGGUGCAGCCGGUGCCGCUGAUGUCGAGGCAAAGAAAAUGAAGCGCGCUGAAAGAUUCGGAAACGUGUGAAUAAUGUUUUAGACCCUGCGUUUUCAUCUCUGCACAACAGAGAUUCCCGAAGGAUUCCUGUAAAUCAAAAGUAUAAUUAAAUACAAAGAUAAGUAAAUUGGUGAGUUAGAUCGUUUAAAUGGUUUGGAAAACAAGCUCAAGUAUUUACUGAGCCUCAAGUCAGUGGAUAAUGGUAAUUAGAAAACGUUUGAUUCACCCACUUAUUUAUUAUUUACUGGAGCACCAUUUUCUCAGUCCUGUGAGGCCUUCAAGCACUUUUCAUUUCCCUCACUUUUUAUAUAAGAAUUAGAGGUGUGUUUAUAAAAUACAUGCGCAUUAUUAGCUCCUGUGUAACAGAAGUUUUGUUUUACUCCUCUUUCCUAAACGUACUGCUUAUCUAACAGAUAGGGCCCUCACUGUUUUCUGAUUUGCACCUCUUCGCUGCGCUUUCGCAAAGCUGCUAUGAAGUAAUUUCAUCAAGUCUUUGUCAAGCAACUAGUCAGCCCUUGGUGAGUAAACAGGUCCUGCAGCUGCUUCACAGUAAAAGCCUUCCAGCUGUUUAGGGGGAUUAAUUAGUUCUCCUGUCUCAGGUGAUUAUUUACUGUAUAAUAUUUAAAUAAAAUAGUGCAUAAAACCACACCAACAUUUUACAAAUCAAACAGAAAAUGUGAGCAAGUCGAAGCAAGGAGGGCAUUUACUGUGAAGCAGCUGCAGGAAGCGUUGCGUUAGCUAACAAAUCAGGCCAACAAAGGUCAAAUAUUUACUCCUUAAAAGUCGUUUUAAAUCUAAAUUAAAACACUUUGGUGCUUUUUUGUGAAUGCUUUACUCUCAAUUGAUCGUUACAGUUACGACAAAGAUUAGUAAAGACAAGCAGAUCAGAAACCAGUGAGGCUCUUGCUUGUUGGUUAGCGAUGAGAAUAGAAGCAAAACUGAAACCGUAGCAUGUCCUACAUUAUGCAGGAACUAACACCAACCCGGCAUCUAAAAAUGUCCCUCUCAUUAUCAUACACGCAACAACGAAAAUAGGAAAUUUUGGCCGUGGAAAUAGAAAAUGUGAAAUACAUUUGUACAAGGACUGAGAAAAUCAAAAUCCAAAACAUCAAGUAUGUGAUAGUUAAGAGUAAAAUUAAUCCUGUAUUUCUCUUUAUUGAGCGUAAUGCAAUUAAACCUUUUCUAAUAAUCCAUUUAAACUCACUUAUUUGUAUUUACUGUGUGUAUUUAAUUGUACUUUUGAUUUAUCGGCUAGCGUGUUAUUUUCUUUUUGGGAUUCCAUUGGUACACUGCUUCAGUUAUCUGUCCAUUUUAUAACAUUUUGUGAUUUAAAAUAAAUUGUUUUCAAUUUUUUGA